AUGUUGAAGAGUGUGAUUUUUCUUGUUCUUUGUAUUCUACCAUCUUCACUUGGCCGGCCGUUUUCUCAUGAGCAGCAACGCCUUCAGCCUCAGCCAUCAUUCCCGGUUGCUCGUCUUCAUGUGACGUCUCCCGGCGAAAUUCGUGAUAUCCUCGAGUUUUCCAAGUCAAGGAACUAUGAUGUCUGGACGGUUACCAACAACUGGGUCGACAUUCGGCUUGAUACCACUCAACUACCUUCAUCCUUUGCAUCCUUUAAUGCCUCUCUUAGGGUGAUCCAACCCCCUUACCAACACCCAGACCAAUUCCGUCCCAACCCUUCGUUGACUUGUAGCCUCGAAAGUCUUCACUCACCAGUGCACAAUGACUAUCAUCGGUUCGAAGACGUCAUCGAAUACGCCAAUGAGCUCGCACGCACUUUCCCCCUUCACGUGGAGCUGGUAAGGAUGGGGCAGAGCACGGAGAGUAGAGAAAUCUUAGGGAUCAAAAUUGAGAGGCCUGGAGGAAGAAAAGUCAGGCCCCGAGUAAUUAUUCUAGGGCCACAGCACGCCCGCGACUGGAUCGCCACCUCCACUGCGUUAUAUUUUGCCCACACUUUAGUUGUCUCCUCUGACCAGGGUGGAUCCAUGAACCACCUUCUCAAUAAAUUUGCGUUCACCAUAGUUCCUAUUCCGAACCCUGACGGCUAUGUCCAUACAUGGGACGUGGAUCGCCUUUGGUACAAGAACCGCUCACCAACCAAGAACGAGGGAUGCGUCGGCAUUGAUAUGAAUCGCAAUUGGGGCCAGUACUGGAAAACCUCUGAUGACCCUUGCCAUCAUUGGUAUGGGGGUUCCGGGCCAUUCGAAGCGCCUGAGGUCAACGCUAUUGCGUCAUAUAUUGAAAGGACCAGUAACAUUCGCAUACUUCUUGACCUUCGGAGCUACGGGCAGAUGCUCAUGUAUCCGUAUUCGUAUUCGUGCGACACACUCCCUCCGAACGCGGAGAAUUUAAUCGAAUUAGCACUAGGCGCGUCUAAAGCCAGUAAGUCAGUACAUGGAGUCUCGAUGAUCACUGGUGCUGCGUGCGAGGUCCUGUACAGCGCACCCGGGAGUGUACUCGAUUGGGCUUACAGCGAGGCGGGCGUGAAGUUCACAUAUAGCAUUUCCUUGCGAGAUACUGGCACCUAUGGAUAUCUCCUCCCACCACAGCUAAUCAGGCCUGUUGGUGAGGAGACCUCGGCCCUCAUCGAAUACAUCGCCAAUUGGGUCGCUAAAGUGAGCAUAUCUGCUCCUCGCCUGAUCCAAGGAUUCACAACAUUUUGUAACUGCAGAAUACGCUCUAGGCGGGGGCCGGGUGCUCUCUUGCUCACGAAACAUUACUUGUCCAAAAUGGUUUCUGAUGAUCGUUCAGUCUGAAAUCUUUGUUCGAAUGCCUAUGCUUCUUGUGAAUUCGUUCUCGUGGUGUAUUUUCUUCGCGCAUUCUGCUGAUCUUGUGUAGCCUUACUAGCCUGUAUCCCUCCCCUGAUUUUCGCCCCCCUCCCACGGCCCGCCGGUUAACAAUCCCCGAUUUGAUGCCCACCCCACGAGCCCAAGACAAGCACCUUUAUCGUCAUGCGGACAUGACAGC
This is a messenger RNA of Cantharellus anzutake, 1606 nucleotides long. RefSeq lists its product as uncharacterized. Gene Ontology annotation, biological process: proteolysis. The coding region runs from base 1 to 1395 and encodes 464 amino acids. The record is from RefSeq and is a predicted model, not a curated record. Gene Ontology annotation, molecular function: zinc ion binding; metallocarboxypeptidase activity. The transcript is spliced from 9 exons. NCBI's taxonomy places the organism in Eukaryota, Fungi, Basidiomycota, Agaricomycetes, Cantharellales, Hydnaceae.